GUUAUUCCAACGCAGCACUUGACCAGAAAACAUGGCUUCCCAUGCGUUGUCUCAAAUGCUCGAUGAGCUUAUGGGCAGAGAUAGAAAUUUAGCUCCUACAGAGAAACGAGAUCAAGUUCAUUGGAAUGACUCCGAAGUGUGCAAGCACUUCCUCGUAAAUUUUUGUCCACAUGAACUUUUCACCAACACAAGAGCGGACUUGGGUCCUUGCACAAAGAUGCACGAUGAAGCACUUAGAAAAGAGUAUAACAAAAGUUCUAAAUUUGGCAAGAUGGGAUAUGAAGAUGACUUUUUGCGAUUUUUACAAGGUCUGAUUUCUGAUGUAGAGAAGCGAAUUCGUAGAGGACAUCAGAGACUGGCUUUGAAUAAUUCCCAGGGCAGCCUAAGCAGUAAUUUGAAUUCAUUAAAAGAUGACAAAAUAAAGAUGCUGACAGAGAGAAUCGCUGAUCUUGUACAACAGGCAGAAGAAUUAGGAUGUGAAGGUAAAGUAGAAGAAGCUCAGGGUAUGAUGAAACUUUGUGAUCAACUUGAAGAGGAAAGAAGGGAAUUGGAGAAUAGUAAGCUUGCACAGCAGUCCAAUGAACCGGAGAAGACGAUGGAGGUGUGUACUGUGUGUGGAGCUUUACUGGUGGUGGGAGAUGUACAGCAGCGUAUUGACGAACACUUGAUGGGGAAACAGCAUGCUGGGUAUGCUAGGAUCAGGGCCUACGUCGACGACUGGAAACAGAAAAAGAAUCAGACAGAUGAGGAGAGAGAAGCCCGGCUAAAAAAGGAGAGAGAAGAGAGGGAAAAGGAAAGAGAAAAGGAAAGGGAGGAAAGGCGACAAAGGGAGAAAGAAAAGGAAAAGGAGAGGGAAGAGCGAGAGAGAGAAAGGGAGGAAAGGGAAAAGAGAAGACGUGAGGAAAGGGAAAAAGAGCGGGAGAAGGAACGCUCCAGACGAAGAAGAUCCCGAAGCAGAGACAGGCAUCGUAGGUCAAGAAGUCGGGGACGAAGAUCUCGAAGUAGGUCAAGGGACCGUCACCGUUCCCAUCGCAGAAGGUCAAGGUCAAACUCCAGAUCUCGUACAAGAGACCGUGACUCAAAACGUCGUAGUAGGAGUAGGGACAAAAGCAAGGACAAAAGAUCCAGAAGUAGGGAUGGAAGGGAAUCAAGGGAUAGAAGAUCCCGCAGCAAGCGAUCAAGAAGCCAAGACAGGUCUAGUGACAGGAAAUCUGGAGACAAAAGAGAAAAGUCAUCAGACAGAAAAUCAAAGGAGAAGGACAAUGACAAAAGAGAUGAGGAAGAACAGAAAGGUAAUUUUGAAGUGGUAGAUGAAGUCGGCAAUUCUUCAAAUGAUGCAAAUGAACAACGGUCUGAGGCUAUGAGUGAGAACGCUGACAGUCAGGAUGCUGUAGCUAACGACAGGGAGCCCGAGGACAGCUAGAUAUUGAGGUGACAUAAUCUGUGUCAGUUGACACUUACACAGGUAAGUACAGGCCGUGUUGGACUUGUCUUCUUGUCUUCCUUUCAGCUUCCAGGUAAGAGGCCCAACCCCAGCCCCUAUAUGAUAAUUAUAUUAACUUAUUAAUUAGCUAAAUUAAAAUCAUAGUCAUUAAUUGUUCCAAGAAGAGGACGUGAGUAGUUAAUAUUAAGAUAUAAAGAGAUCUUAGUGUGUUAAAUUCACUCCUGACCUUUGUAUAAUUAAUGUGUGAUGGAGUUGUACCCCUGAAGGUUGAAGUGUUUCAAGAAAAGGAUGAUAAAGUGAUGUAUUUCUUGUUGGAACUAAGAGUCAUAAGGGCAGAGAACCCUAUAUAUACAAACUAGACAGACCCAAUCAGGACAAGGUAUUUAUAUCGUAGAUUGCAGGUGAGAGUUACAAAUAUUCAAAUUAAAGUUUAUUGUUAAUUUAUAGUACUAGUAGUAUUUAUGAAUUUCACAUUGAUAAUAUUUUCAUUUAUCAUUUUUUCUUAAUAUUCAAGUUCUUAGUAGUAUCAGGACGUUGAGUAGAAAUCCUGGAUUUGAAAAGGUAAGUUUAAGUAUUCAGACCAAUUAACUACUGUCGAGGAAGGAAAAGAGAAGAUCAAAAGUAUUAAUGAUGAGGUAUUCACAUUGUUGUCUCGGACAGUUUUCAGUUUAAGUUUAGAUGAACUAAAAUGUGCAUGUAACUGACUCAUGUUUCAAAAUAAUGCAAAGUAGGGUAAAACUGGCUUCCAUUAACUUCAAAGACACAAGUAAUUUGAAAUUGUGCAGUCUGAAAUAGAAAGGUUAGUGGAAUAUUGGUUUAAAUAUCGACCUGUCAAGACAAGGAGGUUAGUGAAACACAUUUUCUGCUGCUGGUGACCAAUAUGUGCGAGAGAAUUCGCACGGCCCAGAAAAUCCAAGGUUAGUGGCAUCUGGAUGUCAAUGUCACUCGAAAAAACAAUUUACAUAAAAGAUGAUGCUUCUGUUUUCAGUUUCCUAGAUACCUUUGCGAAAAUAGCUUCAUGGUUGUGUAGAAGCUUGGAUUGACUAUACUGUCAGUGAUACUUAAAAACAUCUUGAUACAUUCCCAGGUAUGCCUGUAAUGAAAGGAACACUGUUGGGUUGUAAAAAAAGAAAUGGGUUUUCAUAUUUUUCAUAACUGUAAGAUCCUUAACAGGAAAAUCAAUCUUUUUAAUUAGGGAUAUUAUAGAUGAAUUAUUCAAUUUUUGAGAGAAUAAAGGAUGACUGAACUCGAUUCAACUUUGAAAUUUACAAGGAAAAUGAGACAUUGUAAUUUUCCUUGUUUUGGUGAAUUAACUGCAAACCUUUUUAGUUAUGAAUAUAGUGUGUUCCUGCAUGGAAGAAAUCCGAAUUUUUGCGUAUGUUAAUUUUUUGAGUUCUUCUAUAGAAAUAUUCAACUUUAAAUUGGUUAUUAUUGUAGCAUCAUCCACUUUGUGAGUCUGAACAUUGGGUUGCCACAAUAUGCCAAAAAAAAAUUUUUUCUAAACAAAAUGAGUAUGCUCUCUAUAAGUUGUAUCUAGUAAAAUGACACAUUUUGAAAUAGUUUU
Messenger RNA from Saccostrea cuccullata (small rock oyster), 3008 nucleotides. Its product is annotated as luc7-like protein 3. Lineage: Eukaryota; Metazoa; Mollusca; Bivalvia; Ostreida; Ostreidae. Bases 32 to 1423 code for a protein of 463 amino acids. Gene Ontology annotation, molecular function: mRNA binding. Gene Ontology annotation, cellular component: U1 snRNP; U2-type prespliceosome. Gene Ontology annotation, biological process: mRNA splice site recognition. The transcript has 11 exons. The record is from RefSeq and is a predicted model, not a curated record.